AUGGCACCUCAGAGAGGCAGUAUCAACCCGAGGAACCUUAUGGCACCCCUGGCAGCUUUCACCAUGGCGUGCGUUCUCUUCGUCUGGACACGUUCUUCGAUACAGGCCGCCAAAGUGAACCGGGCGAACAAGGCUCGAGAGUAUCGCAAUGAUGGACCACCAAGGCCAGAGGAGUAA
Diaporthe citri is the source of this 177-nucleotide messenger RNA. RefSeq lists its product as uncharacterized. The transcript is spliced from 4 exons. The record is from RefSeq and is a predicted model, not a curated record. Bases 1 to 177 code for a protein of 58 amino acids. Lineage: Eukaryota; Fungi; Ascomycota; Sordariomycetes; Diaporthales; Diaporthaceae.